GAGGUGGUGGUACAUGACACACAGAAAAACCAUUCCAAACAUUGCUUUUACUGCUUUUCACAAAAGAAAGAAGACUCUCACCUCUCUCUCUCUCUCUCCAUCUUCCACAUAUUGAUCUUGAUCAUCCCUCUCAUCCAUGGACACUGCUCAAUGGCCACAGGAGAUUGUGGUGAAAAGAAUAGAAGAGAUAGUAGUCACAAACAACAAUUUGGAGAAGAAGACGAGGCCUCACAAGGAACAAGCCAUAAACUGCCCAAGAUGCAAUUCAACAAACACAAAGUUUUGCUACUACAACAAUUAUAGUCUCACUCAACCAAGGUACUUUUGCAAGACUUGCAGAAGGUAUUGGACUGAAGGAGGGUCUCUUAGAAACAUCCCUGUUGGUGGUGGUUCAAGGAAGAACAAGAGAUCAUCAUCAUCUAAUUCUUCUUCUUCUUCUUCUAAGCUUCCAAAUCCUAACAAGAUCCCUGAUCAAGGCCAAGAUCUCAACCUUGCCUUCCCAAACUCUAUUAAUCAUGACACCAGUGAAAAGAUUUUGUCUUCUACUACUACCACAAAUACUACUACUAGUAGUACUUUGAAUCAUAACAAUCAUGAUCAGCUUUCAGCUUUGGAGCUAAUAACUGGGAUUUCCUCAAGAGGGUUGAAUUCUUUCAUGCCAAUGAAUCUUGUUCAAGAUCCAAACUCAGCUUACACAUCUGGGUUUCCAAUUUUGCAUGAUUUCAAGCAGCCAACAAUGACACCCACCACCUUGAAUUUCUCUCUUGAUCAUGGGCUUGGAAGUAGUGGUGGGUUUCCAUUUGAAGAUCUAAAGCAAGUCUCAAGCACUAAUAUUAGUGAUAUUGAGCAAGAUAGAGGAGAAGUACAUGGAGAUUCACCUGGGUAUUGGACUGGUAUGUUAGGAGGUGGAUCAUGGUAAUCAAAGAUCUAAAACCCAGAAACAAAAUUUAGUCUUUCCUCCUCCCUUUUAUUAAAAUUCUCUUUUUAUUUGGUGGGUGGUGGUGACUUGUUUGCAUUUUUCUUCCUGACUAACAGAGAUAGGAUACAUGGGUUCUCUCUAUCUUUCUCUUUUCCUUUUAAUAAGCUUCAUUUUAAGUAGCUUAACAAAGGUGAGAUGGACUCUCUUCUCUGUGUGUGUGUGUGUGUGUGUGUAAAGAUAGAAGAAGAAGAGUGUUAUAACUAGCUAGCCAGCUAUCCCUAGAAUACUUUAGGGUUCUUAAUUUGUCAAUUCUCUUGAAAGAGCAGAAAGAAACCCCAGUAUUAAUCAAGUAUUAUUGGUUGGCUUGGUACAAAAGUGUAAUUUAAAUAUAAAUUGCAUGCUUCUUUUUUUU
This is a messenger RNA of Tripterygium wilfordii, 1331 nucleotides long. Its product is annotated as dof zinc finger protein DOF4.6-like. Lineage: Eukaryota; Viridiplantae; Streptophyta; Magnoliopsida; Celastrales; Celastraceae. Gene Ontology annotation, biological process: regulation of DNA-templated transcription. The transcript is spliced from 2 exons. Bases 137 to 919 code for a protein of 260 amino acids. Gene Ontology annotation, molecular function: DNA-binding transcription factor activity; DNA binding. The record is from RefSeq and is a predicted model, not a curated record.